This is a messenger RNA of Odontomachus brunneus, 1950 nucleotides long. RefSeq lists its product as uncharacterized. The record is from RefSeq and is a predicted model, not a curated record. The transcript has 2 exons. Bases 567 to 839 code for a protein of 90 amino acids. NCBI's taxonomy places the organism in Eukaryota, Metazoa, Arthropoda, Insecta, Hymenoptera, Formicidae.
CGGCAAGCGCCAAUCGGCGAACGCGGCCGCGCCGGCUGUAGUAGCGCCGCGUCGCCGUACGCCGACCCUUCAUUCGCACAUCGCACGCCGUUGGGAUAGGACGUGUGUCGCGGCCUCGGUAUUUAAACGAUUACACUCGCGAGGACCUAAUACGAAGCUUCCACACGUGUACGAGUGAUAUACACGUCGACCGUCCGCAUUACACCGCGCCCGUGUUGGCUUCAUUCGCAAGCGAUUUCCGCAUUAGGAGAGUCUCACGUGCCGAGCUCGCGUGCCUCGCCGGGAUACCUUGCUUAUAUCCUCAGGUAGCACCAGGCGGGGCCCUCCGCAUCGACGACGCGGAACAACGACGAGACGCCGGCGAAGAUAUUGUCUAUUGGAAGUGGCGCAACUUUAGCGGAGCCAACUAGGGACGGGCCACGAGAGAACAUAUUUCCGCCACGCGGAAGAUAUUCUACGUGCGAACGAUCCGAGAUUCCUCGCUGCCAUCCCAAUCGAGUUGUUGCCGAAGAGUUGCUGUCGCUUUUGUCGGGCCGUGAGACUCGCGACAUUCCGGGACAUACAAGAUGACGCAGAUGCUGAUGCAGGAGCCCGGUUGGAAGCUGGAGCGCAAAGGUUCGGCGUUGUUGCUGCGCCGGGAUAGUUCGCAUCCUAAGAGCAGCACCGCUCGCGUUUGCUUCCGAUGCGAAGUCGACGUGUACGAGUACGAGCGCGACGAGGAGUACUGGACGGUUGAGACGGAAGCGGAACCGGCCGCAAGCCCGCUGGCGAUGUGCGCCAGCUGCUUGGCGGCUCUGUGCGUCACCAUGUUCCUUCCGUGGUUACUGAUCGGCGGUUAGACCGGCUCUCGCGUCAAUCGCGGGCGACAUCGCCUUGGUCGAAGGGCACUCUUGACGCCAGCACUUCCGCGACCUAUUUUUAAUCAGCAGGACGUUGCAGCCCGAGGGAUGCACUGAUGUGUCGCGUCUAUUGAGCAUCGCGUUCCAGUAAUAGUCCUCGAUAAUCAUACACAGGAUGUAUCUAGCAGUUGGCGACGAUUGUAACGUUAAUCCCCUCCCGAUUUGUUCGGCAAUGUCGCCGACAACGUCGAUGACAACAGCGACUCGGACGUGUACCCGUUCGGAUCUUUCCGCGGUAAUCGUGGACGGCGAGGACACGCCGGGGAUAGUUGUUUCGAUCAGAACAAGCGGCAAUCCGUUGUCUCCCGCUCGUCGUGCGCCCCUGCCCCCUCGUCCGACAACGAAAGCAACGCGGACGAGAUUGCUAUGGCUUUCGUUUGACCGCCGUCCGGACACGGAGAUAGGCGGCAGUUAGUGUGUGGCACAUCGAUCGGGCACAGGAUCGUCGAUUGCGCGUCGGUCCGUGGUUCGCGCAAUGUCCGAUCGAUACACGGCGAUCCAGAAGACGCGGCUCGUCGCGCGCGCCUCAUCGAUUCCGCCGCGUGCCAGAGAUUUCACCGGGAUUUAUGGCGAAGCGGCGUUUGGGGAAUCCGACGCGUAUAUCCCAAGAGCGCUCCCGAUCCGAUGUGCGGCGGGUGCGGUAUUUUUAACAGUGACGAUCGGAAAUUCGAAACGCGCGCUGGAAGAAUAUCGGAAAGUCGCGCGCGUAUUUGACCAAAUGGAUCGUGGCGGUAUACGUAAUGAACGCGACACGACGACACUGUAAGAUACUCGAGUGUGGCGCGCGAGACCCUUCGUAAUUUGCAAUCGAUGUUACAGAUAACCGAUGAUGCUUGACUGAUUUUUCGUAAUUGUACGUCGUGUUAGGAUGAAAUGCGAGAUACACCACUUGAAGGCUCACCAUGCCUUGUAAUGGUGAUAUCAGAUGCAACGGUUCAUUGUAUUUUGUGCUGAAUGUUGCAUAAACGAAAUUUUUUUUAAGCAUUUUGUAUAUACCUUAUAGAAAAGUGAAUGAAAAGAUUGAAUAAAAACGACAAUGUAGGAAAGAUAA